UUCAGACCGUUGUCACAACGGCACAAUAAAAGGAGGUUUAUACAGGAACAGACAAAUCUCAGCUGUGAAAGCACCGCCACAGAAACUUAUUCCCUCAGAAAUGUGGCUCUUUAUUUUCCUGAUCUGGUUGGCGACAUGUGUCGGAGGCACAUACUGGUACUUGUUUGGUAAACGAAGCCCUUUCUCUCUGGAGUCCGUGAGACCUCCUGCACCUCGAGAAUUUGAUCAGAAGAAGAGAGACAAAGUCAUCAAGCAAGGUUUCAGUGCUGACAAGGUGCCACAGAACCUGGACGUCAUCGUGAUCGGUAGCGGUAUCGGCGGACUGACAGCUGGAGCCACGUUGGCCAAAGCAGGAAAGAAGGUUCUGGUUCUGGAACAGCACGACCAGGCCGGAGGCUGCUGCCACACGUACAUCGAGAAGGGCUUUGAGUUUGAUGUUGGUCUCCACUACAUCGGUCAGGUCCAUGAGAACAGUCUGCUACGGAUCGUUUUUGAUCAGAUCACGGAGGGCCAGCUGGAGUUUCAGAAACUGGACCAACACUUUGACACCAUCCACAUCGGCCAAGACCACGACAAACAAGAAUACACCAUUGUUUCUGGUAAAACUGAAAUGAAAGCUCACUUGCUGAAGCAAUUUCCUGAUGAGAAGGAAGCCAUUGAGACUUUCUUCAAAAUCAUGAAGAUUUCUGCCAAGAAGACUCACUACCUGGCCACUCUGAAGCUGAUUCCUCAGUGGGUUUCUUUAUUCCUGCUCAAGUCAGGCAUCGCCAACCUCAUCUCUCCAGUCUUCCGCCUCUCUGGCACGUGUGCAACUGAUUAUUUAAACACACUGACCAAAAACAAAGAUCUCCAGAUCCUCUUCUCUUACCUUUUCUAUGGAGUACCACCUAAAGAGUCCAGUAUUCUGAUCAACGCCCUCCUGAUUCAUCACUACAAACGAGGAGCCUACUACCCCAAAGGAGGUGCCAGUGAGAUUGCUUUUCACAUCAUCCGCACUAUUCAGAAGUACGGAGGAAAUUGCCUGGUCAGAGCUCCAGUCUGUCAGAUCCUGGUCAACGAGAAAGGCGCAGCAUGCGGUGUGAAGGUGAAGAAGGGUCAGGAGGAAGUGGAUGUUCUGGCACCUGUGGUUGUUUCUAACUGUGGUAUCUUCACCACCAUCCAGAAGCUCCUCCCACCUGAGAUCCAAGUCAAACAUGAGGUCCAGGAGAGGCUCAACAUGAUGAGACACGGCAGAGGGUCGCUCCUGGUCUUUUCUGGUUUCGAUGGAACCCAGGAGGACCUGGGGCUCGUCUCCACCAAUUUCUGGUUGUUCAAGGACAAUGACAUGGAUAAAUCGAUGGAUGAUUUCUUUGCUUUGAGCAAAGAAGAAGCACCUGACAACAUCCCCAUGAUGUUCAUCACAGUGCCCUCUGCCAAAGACCCUGAAGCUAAAUUGCGACAUCCAGGGAAGUCCUGUAUGACGAUCCUGACCAUGGUCAAGUAUGAAUGGUUUGAGGAGUGGAAGGACACAACGGUGCGCAAAAGGGGGGACGACUACCUGAACUACAAGAUGAGAUUUGCUAAGAACCUCUUUGAUUGGGCCUGCACUGUGUUCCCUAAAAUCAAGGACAAGCUUGUUUUCCAGGACGUGGCAACCCCACUGACCAACAUGCACUACCUGGGAGCUCAGCGUGGAGCCAUGUACUCCUCUGAACACAACCUGGAACGUUUCUAUGCUGAAUCUGUAGCCAGAAACCGCUGCUCCACCCCUGUUAAAAACCUCUACAUCUCAGGCCAAGACGUGUUUAGCUGUGGGAUAGCAGGAGCACUUCAUGGUGGACUCCUCUGCGCCUCUACGGUGUUAGAUCACAUUGUCUAUAUCGACUUGCUCCUCCUCAAAAAGAAGCUGAAGAGAAGGAAAGCCAGAGAGCUGGCUCAGCUGACCAAGAAUAAGUUGCAGUGAAAGAGCUUCUCACCCCGCAGGACAAAAAAUGAAUUCAGUUCAAUUCAAGUUUAUUUAUAUAGCGCCAAAUCACGACUAACUGUCUCAAGGCACUUCACACAGUAAACAGUCCAUCACAGUUCAGUUCAUUAAGCCAAUCAGUAAAAAGUCUCUUAUUUAAGGAACCCAGCAGGCUGUAUCGAGUCACUGACUAGUGACUGACAGCAGUCCUCAUACUGAGCAAGCAUGCAGCGACAGUGGAGGGGAAAACCCUUCUGCACAUACUUGGUGCCGAUACUGGUACUCAGCCCUUUGAAGGAGUAAAUGUUGUACAUUCUUUGUUCUGUGUGUUUAAUAUGGAACAUUAUUAUUAUUAUUAUAAUCAGCUGGAAGCACAUUGCAAACUCAGUAUUUACUCAUAAAAUUGGUUUUCAUCCUAUUUUUUUCAUCUGGUCCUAGCUGAUACCAAACUCGUUUGAUUUUCUGAAUUUUGGGUGUUAACUUUGUUAUCUCAGCAAGCUAACAGUAUAAUCUUUCUCAAGCCCUGGUGCUAGAGCUAUCAUAGAUUUUGGACUGUUUUUGUUCGGUUUUGGGUUUAAAAUGGACAGAUAUAAAUACACCUGACAGUUCAGACAUUCUGAACUAUGUUUUUUAAAGAAUUUAUUUAUAGCAUUAUGCAGAAAUGAAGUCAAUAAAGAAAACAACAUUACUUUGUAAUGCAACCUUG
This is a messenger RNA of Nothobranchius furzeri (turquoise killifish), 2648 nucleotides long. RefSeq names its product inactive all-trans-retinol 13,14-reductase. The record is from RefSeq and is a predicted model, not a curated record. NCBI's taxonomy places the organism in Eukaryota, Metazoa, Chordata, Actinopteri, Cyprinodontiformes, Nothobranchiidae.